Spirometra erinaceieuropaei is the source of this 1173-nucleotide messenger RNA. The record is from the annotation of a GenBank genome assembly. NCBI's taxonomy places the organism in Eukaryota, Metazoa, Platyhelminthes, Cestoda, Diphyllobothriidea, Diphyllobothriidae.
AUGCCUCAGAAUUUCCAACGUUUCAUUGACCGUGUUUUACGUGGCCUUCCAUUUUUUAUGCGUAUACUGAUGAUAGACUCAAACGGCAUUCGGCCUCUUUCCUCAAAGGUUGCCGCCAUUCGGGACUUUCCGCUCCCUACAUCGAGGCGUCAGUUGCAACGGUUCCUUGGUAUGGUGAACUUUUAUCGCCGGUUUCUCCCGAACUGUUCCGAUACCAUCCUACCUCUAACCAGUCUCCUCUCAGGUUCUAAGCGCACUUUUGAACUUAAACCAGCAGCACUCACGUCAUUUGAGCAGGUAAAAGCCCUUUUGGCUGAUGCCACCCUCCUGACUCACUUUCAUGCUGAUGCACCCAUAUCUCCGAUGGUCGAUGCCUCCAAUGGUGCUGUUGGCGCGGUUCUUCAACAAAGUCUGCCAGAUUCUACCGUGCCUUUGGCUUUCUUCUUCUUCUUCUUCUUCUUCUUCUUCUUCUUCUUCUUCAGGAAACUAUCCAAGGCCGAAAGCCGCUACAGCACAUUCGGACGUGAACUUCUCGCUGCUUAUCUUGCGGUAAGGCACUUCCGGCAUUUACUCGAAGGUCGAGAGUUCACAAUUUUCGCAGAUCAUAAGCCACUCACAUUUGCAAUGCAUUCCUACUCUUAUAAGCUAAGCCCCCGAGAGAUCCACCACCUGGACUACAUUUUGCAGUUCACUUCAGACGUCCGCCAUAUUGACGAGUCACGGAAUGAGGCGGCUGACGCACUGUCCAGGCCCUCUAUUGCUCAUCUUCAGCUUUCACUCGGGAUAGACCUCGCUGAGAUGGCCGCUGAACAACGCCGUGUCGGUCCACCCUGUGAUGAGGAUGUUUCCGGACUCCAACUUCAGGAACUACCACUGACAACUGGCAACGGCAUUAUUUUAUGCGACGUAUCCACCCCAUCCCAUCGUCCAUUUGUGCCACCAUCCCUCCUCCGUAAAAUUUUCUCCUCCCUGCACAAUCUCUCUCACCCUGGGAGUCGAGCAACCGACAAGCUGGUUUCCGACAGCUUCGGCUGGCCUGGGAUGCACAAGGACCUCAAGGCAUGGACACGGGCUUGUAUCAGCGGAGUAAGAUCCAGCGGCACAACAAGGCCCCCAUUGGCACCUUCCCCGGCCCUGGUUCAAGGUUCGGCCACGUUCACCUGGACAUUAUAG